AAAGCAGCAACAGGACCUCCCUUAUUUAUAUCACAAAAGCAAAGGCGACAAAAGAAACCCACAGGUUUUACGUCACGCCGAGAGACAGCAGAGAGAAAGAAGGCUUGACACCACAUACCACAGCCUACUCAAAGAGGAACAGACGGCAAAUAAGGGCAUCCAACCCCAGAACAACAAAGAACAGGUCUAACUAAGAUGGUGUCCGCUGGGAUGCAAAUGCUGGGAACAGCCCUGGGGAUCCUGGGCUGGAUUGGGGCCAUUGUAGUCUGUGCCAUUCCCAUGUGGAAGGUCACCGCCUUUAUCGGUAGCAACAUCGUGACCUCGCAGACCUCUUGGGAGGGCAUCUGGAUGAACUGCGUGGUCCAGAGUACGGGCCAGAUGCAGUGUAAGGUGUACGACUCCAUGUUGGCCCUCAGCUCAGAUCUCCAGGCUGCCCGGGCCCUGACUGUCAUCUCCAUCGUGGUAGGCAUCAUGGCUAUCCUGCUCUCUGUGGCCGGGGGGAAGUGCACCAACUGCGUGGAGGAAGAGUCCUCCAAGGCCAAGGUGGGCAUUGCGUCGGGCGUCGCGUUCAUCAUCGCCGGGAUUCUGUGUCUCGUCCCCGUCUGCUGGACUGCCCACACCAUCAUCCGUGACUUCUACAACCCGCUGAUGGUCAGCGCCCAGAAAAGAGAGCUGGGUGCCGCGCUCUACAUCGGAUGGGGCGCCUCCGCCCUCAUGCUCAUUGGAGGGGGGCUGCUUUGCUGCAACUGCCCUCCUAAGGAUGGAGGCUCCUACACAGCCAGGUACAAAGCAGCCAGUUCUGAGGCCUCAGGCCCGCGAUCCGGAAAAGACUAUGUCUAGAAUACGAGAGGAGACGGCACAGAAACCUGUUUCUGUACACAGAUAAGACAUGUGGCUCUUUGCUGGGACUGUAGCCGCGCUACACUGUUGAUAUUUUAGAUAUUUCAGAACGUUUUCAGGGUUGUGUUGAACAAUGAUUAUUCCUGUGUAUUAGUAUUCAUGAGAGGUUAAGAACCACACCCAAAGAAGAAAUCAAAUGUUUAUGUUGACACAAUCACCUGUUUAUGUGUUUGUUCAUACAGAUGUUUGUUUAGCAUGUUUUUUUAUUAUUAUUAUUAUUAACAAACGUUUUCACUUGUUUUGAAACUAUGCUACCUUUUUAUAAUGUGUGUCCAAUGUUUAAAUGGCCAAUAUGGAUGAGUUUCAUUAGCUGCCAGUAAGACUAUAAAUAAAUAUUUUGUUUAUAAAUGUGAAAUCUGCCCUCCUUGUGUUUUAUUUUGUCGUACACCCAUAAUGAAUCCACACGUUACUGUGCCGCUCUGUUUCCAACACGAACCGAAUGACCUCACGCUUAAAGAAUCCAUACUGCGUUCUGCUAAAUGUGGUUAAUUAUUUAAAUGUUUUUUUUAAGGUUUAUCGUAAACUGAUCCUUUGCUUGGACAUCAGCUGCCCUGCAUUUUCCUCCCGUUAUCUAUGAGAAGUAACCGUUUUAUUCUGAAAUAAAGCUCCUAUUAUCCGC
Lampris incognitus (smalleye Pacific opah) is the source of this 1519-nucleotide messenger RNA. Its product is annotated as claudin-4-like. The transcript has a single exon. Gene Ontology annotation, molecular function: structural molecule activity. Gene Ontology annotation, cellular component: plasma membrane; bicellular tight junction. The record is from RefSeq and is a predicted model, not a curated record. Lineage: Eukaryota; Metazoa; Chordata; Actinopteri; Lampriformes; Lampridae. The coding region runs from base 196 to 840 and encodes 214 amino acids. Gene Ontology annotation, biological process: bicellular tight junction assembly; cell adhesion.